CGUACGUUCCAUCACCUACGGAAUAGAAAGAAGACAAAAGGAAGAAAACUAAAUAAAACACGAUCAAAAGAUGUCUAGAUAGCGAAUAUGCGAUUCAGAACUGGAAUAUCGAACGUCGGAUUACUUCAUAAGAUUAUACGUUCCCUAGCAGCUUUGGCGCGAUCAUGUGUCAUAAAAUUGUCGGAAGAGCAAGUCUAUUUCAUCGUGCCGGGGAGCGAGAGCGCGACUGGCGUUCAGGUCUGGUCGCAAGUCAAAGUUUCUACACUCUUUGAAGAUUACAGGAUUGAAUCCAACUCCAAUAACGAAAUAUGGGUCGAAGUCAACCUCGAUUCCUUGGUCAAAGUCCUCCGUAGCGCCGACAACUCUGUGGGAGGUAUCAAUGAAAAUAUGAGGAAUUCAGCUGCGUUGUCACAAGCAGAGGUCACUUUGAAAUUGAACAAAAAGCAGAAUCAACCCAUAUGGGCGUUUGACAUCAAGGGAUACACCGCAUCGAGAAAAUCAAUGAUCAUAACCCACGAGAUCAAUGUCAAAAUCCUUUCAUCCAGGCGACAAGAGGAUCUCAAAGAGCCUCUUUGUCCUCGCCCAGACAUACACGUCGUUUUACCAAAUCUGCAAGAAUUGAGAAACAUCGUUUCACGACUCGCACCGGUAGCAGAUGAUGUGGACGUGUCCGCGAAUCACGAAGGUACGAUGGAAUUAGCAGUAAGGUCGUCAAAAGUCAAUCUCACAACGACGUGGAAGGAUCUUCCGAUACCAGUCACGAACCUCGAAGAAGAGGGCGAAGAGGCAGAACAGCCACCUCCACCGGGACAAAUGAUGACAACUACUGUCACUAUCAAAGCGCUCCUCAAAUUCCUCACAAGCUAUGUUAUAAGCGGUGAAGCCAUCAUGUGCAUAUGCGAAGGAUAUUGUGUCAUUGCCUAUGUAUAUAUCGGACCGAUUGAUAAUGCUGAAGGGGUAUUGACGUUUUAUGUGCCGGGGAAAGCUACCGAUGAUAAUUGAUAGUUGGGGGUAAUAGUAUAAGAGGCUAACUUAGUAUAGUGAGGCGGUAAUAGCUGUUGUAAAAUUAAAUCAUACCCCGCAUGCGCUGUGCUUGCCCCCUUCAACCGUGGAGGGGCACGGAAAGAUGUAUCAUCCUUUUUCCAUGUUCUGCC
Messenger RNA from Cryptococcus deneoformans JEC21, 1154 nucleotides. RefSeq lists its product as hypothetical. The coding region runs from base 88 to 1002 and encodes 304 amino acids. Gene Ontology annotation, cellular component: checkpoint clamp complex; site of double-strand break; nucleolus. The record is from RefSeq and is a predicted model, not a curated record. Gene Ontology annotation, biological process: mitotic DNA replication checkpoint signaling; mitotic intra-S DNA damage checkpoint signaling; double-strand break repair via homologous recombination. NCBI's taxonomy places the organism in Eukaryota, Fungi, Basidiomycota, Tremellomycetes, Tremellales, Cryptococcaceae. The transcript has 11 exons.